AUGGCAGUGCCCGAGUAUCGCGAUGAAGUCUUGAUCUCGCUCUCGAGCGUUAAUCCUCCGCCCAACUUUUCGUUCCCAGAACGCCGCAUAUUUCUGAGCAAGAAGAGAACAUCGAUCGAAAUCGGUCGGACGAGUAAGAGAAAUGCUUCGUUUGAAGCUGCCAAGAGUAACGCUUGGUUCGACUCGCCAGUCAUGUCCCGCAAGCAUGCACUUAUCACAUUCGAUAGCGAGAAACAGAAAGUUUUUCUAAAGGAUACCGGAUCUCUCCACGGGACAUAUAAAAACGAUGUCCGCCUCGAGACGAACAUGAGCUCGGAAAUACUCAACGGCGAUAAGGUCAAGUUUGGUGCUAUUAUUGAGAGAGGCUUGCACAAAUACCCUCCUUGCUUAAUCAACACAUCUAUCAAGUUCGGCUCUCGCGACCCAGAACAACGUGGAAAUUGCUUCUUCGUGCCUGAAGAAAGUGAUAUAGAAGACGAGAACAGUAGCGACGACCAAGUCCGCAACAGUUGCCAAAUGUUGCACUCAAAUGAUGUUCGGACGCUUCACUAUCGUGCCAUGAUCGAUUUGACACAAGACGAACGAUUCCCGGGAUCUAGUCUUAGGAACGGAUCAGCUUUUGCGCCUCACUCACCCCAAGGGAUCUCCCAGCUACCAAACAUGACACUUCCCCAGCCCUCCGGACCUUCCCCCGUUUCGGUUGAAUACGUGCCUACCUCGCCUAAAGAUAACACAUGGCAGUUUUCGGAUAUGGAGGAUGACGAGGAGGGAGACGAAGAAGUCGACGAUGUAUCACAGCCUAUUAGCAUGGCCGAUGAUGCAAGAGACCCAUUCGAUCAACUCUCUGAUGCCCAGAGCGAAAGCUUUGCCAACUCGCCUCUUUUAGAAGCGUAUGAUGAUGAUGACACAGACGUCUCUGAGGAUGACGAUGAGAUCGCUGAGCUGGAGUCUGAACAUGACCAAGAUGCCCUUGCUAUUGAUAACUCAUUCUACUCCUCGAUUGAACCUCCAGCUGAGGAGGCCCCUGUGGAAACAUCUAUGAUGGUCGACAACACAUUAAGCCGAUUCGCCACUGUACGUGCUGUUCUAAAUGACCAACCCGAGAGACCUGAGGCAGAGUCCCCCAGCAUCUGUGCCACCAGGGCUUCCCAGCAGCCGGACGGCGCCGAAACAGCUAGUCUGAACGAAAUCCAAAAGGAUAACACCGACUACAACUGGAAGCCUGAUCUACCACCCGUGGUACCUAAUAACAUGUUCUCAUCAUUGAAGUUGCCCUCAAUCUCAGAGGCAAUCGCUUUCAACCAAUGCCCUCCUGGCCAAACAAUGGCUGAGGUAAUGGGCAUGAAGACUGGGAAGCACGACUUCUUCAAUGCUAGAGAAGAAAACAGAGCCAGCGCUCUCGCGAAUAACAUGCGAUCUCAGGGUCAAGCCCAGUCAGUUGUCAAGGUGCCAGGCCACACAUCUUGGGUUAGUGACACAAGUGAAAUCGUUUCAAUGGGGGCGGAAAACACCAAAGAUGCUCGUGAUCAUCAAGAUCAGCAACUAGUCGCCUCGGAUUUGGCAACUUCUGGAGCUAAAUUCCUCGAUACCCCUAUUGAGCAUCCUCUUGAGAGUCCAAGUGUGGUACCUGCUCUUGACGACUCAUCUGCUUUCAAGUUUCAGGAAAGUAAACGAGCCCUUGGUCUUGAUGGAUCUGCCACCAAAGCAACGCACGAGGCUGUUGUUGUUGAGGACAAUGCGACGGUGGAGGCCAUUGAUUCAGUUGAAUCCUCAAGGGACGCAGCACACGAAUCCACUUCAGUCAAGGGCAAUGUGAACAAGGAGCUUGAAACACCCGAAGAUUCUAGCCUACCACAUCAAAUUACUCGGAAAUCAAAGAGGAAGGCUGGCGACAUUUCUGUCGUCACUCCAGCGGAGAGGCGUACAAGCACGCGGGACGGUGUGCUCUACCGACGGCCAGCUUUCCGUGUGGGCAAGGCCCAAGCCGUUCGAAACCUUCGCCGAGCAGCUUCCGCGGCGGUGGCACCUCCAGCACAGAAACGCCUUCGUCGUAUGGCCGAGGUAGUUGGGUAUGCGGCCCUUGGCGGUGUUGCUGUCAUGUCUGCACUCAUUGCCACAGCACCCACUCUGUAA
This is a messenger RNA of Fusarium sp. VM40, 2133 nucleotides long. The record is from the annotation of a GenBank genome assembly. NCBI's taxonomy places the organism in Eukaryota, Fungi, Ascomycota, Sordariomycetes, Hypocreales, Nectriaceae.